This is a messenger RNA of Yarrowia lipolytica CLIB122, 3237 nucleotides long. RefSeq lists its product as uncharacterized. Gene Ontology annotation, molecular function: ATP hydrolysis activity; P-type sodium transporter activity; ATP binding. NCBI's taxonomy places the organism in Eukaryota, Fungi, Ascomycota, Dipodascomycetes, Dipodascales. Gene Ontology annotation, biological process: monoatomic ion transmembrane transport; sodium ion transport; intracellular calcium ion homeostasis. Gene Ontology annotation, cellular component: plasma membrane. The record is from RefSeq and is a predicted model, not a curated record.
AUGUCUGAGAAAAAUGGAGUUUCCUCCAACUCCACCACGGCUCGAACAGUCACCAAUUCUACCGCUCUAGAAGUGCCUCCUCCUUACGUGCAAACCAUUGAGCAGGUGACCAAGCAGGAAAAUGCCAACAUUCACCAGGGUCUUUCCGACUCUGAGGUCAAGGACCGUCUCGCCAAGGUGGGCCCCAACCAGCUCGACGAGGGCGAGGGCAUUUCGCUCAUCAAGGUCAUUGUCGGCCAGGUGGCCAACGCCAUGAUUCUGGUGCUCAUCAUUUCCAUGUGCAUUUCGUUCGGAAUCCGAGACUGGAUUGCCGGUGGUGUCAUUGCCGGCGUUCUGGGCAUUAACGUGCUGGUUGGAGUCAUCCAGCAGUACAACGCCGAAAAGACCAUGGACUCUCUCCGAUCGCUGUCUUCUCCCACCGCUCGAGUGAUUCGAAACGGAGAAGAUACCACUGUGCCCUCCGGCGACAUUGUUCCCGGCGACCUCGUGGUUGUCAAGGUCGGCGACACCAUUCCCGCCGACUUCCGAAUUAUCGAGCAGGUCAACUUUGAGACCGACGAGGCUCUGCUGACCGGUGAGUCCCUACCCAUUGCUAAAGACGCCGAAAUCGUUUUCGACGAUAUCAACCUGCCUGUCGGCGACCGAAUCAACAUGGCUUUUUCCUCCUCCAUUGUUUCCAAGGGCCGAGCCAAGGGAAUCGUCACCUCCACUGGAAUGAACACCGAGAUCGGAGUCAUUGCCCAGUCGCUCAAGGGCCAGGACCGAGGCUUCCGACCCGUCAAGCGAGAUGAGUUUGGAAAAGCCCGAAAGCGAGACUACAUGGGCGCCUUUUUCGGCACCUGUGGAGACUUCAUCCAGACCUUCCUCGGAACCAACGUCGGAACCCCGCUGCAGCGACGACUGGCCAAGCUGGCUCUCUACCUGUUUGGUAUCGCCGUGAUCUUCGCCAUCGUCGUCAUGGCCGCCCAGAAGUUUGACGUGAACCGAGAGGUGGCCGUCUACGCCAUUGCUACCGCCCUCGCCAUGAUCCCCGCCUCCCUCGUUGUUGUUCUCACCAUUACCAUGGCCGUUGGAACCAAGGUCAUGGUCCGCCGAAACGUCAUUGUCCGAAAGCUCGACUCCCUGGAGGCUCUUGGAGCCGUCAACGACAUUUGCUCCGACAAGACUGGAACCCUGACCCAAGGAAAGAUGAUUGCCCGAAAGGUUUGGAUCCCCUCGGUCGGAACCUUCACUGUGGAACGAUCUGAGGAGCCCUUCAACCCCGAGCAGGGAGUCACCGACCUGCUGCCCUGGGACCCCAAGACUGAGUACGCCAAGCGACGAGAGACUGACGACCCCCGUGCCUUCGACGACGUCAUGGUCGACGUGUCGCGACGAAACACCGAUGAGCAGAGUCCCCUGUUCCGAAACUGGAUCGACUGUGCCUCUCUGGCCAACAUUGCCGAGGUUUUCACUGACAACGAGGGCGCCUGGAAGGCCACCGGUGACCCCACCGAAAUCGCCAUCCAGGUGUUUGUUUCUCGACUGGGCAAGUCCCGAGAGGAGCUCAUGAAGCAGCAGGGCCUGGUCCACGUUGCCGAGCACCCCUUCGAUUCCACUGUCAAGCGAAUGUCCGCCAUCUAUGAUGCCCCCGAUCAGUCCCGAGUCAUUUUCACCAAGGGUGCCGUCGAGCGAGUCCUCGCUUGUGUCACCACCUGGACCGACCCCGUUUCUGGCGACACCGCCACCUUUGACGACACCUGCGUUGCCGAGAUUGAGAAGCAGAUGGAGACUCUGGCCAAGCAGGGUCUGCGAGUGCUGGCUUUUGCCACCCGACCCAUGGACGCCUCCGAGGACCCCAAGGCUCGUGCCGAUGUGGAGAAGGAUCUCCACUUCCUCGGUCUGGUUGGAAUCUACGACCCCCCUCGAGCUGAGUCUGCCCCCGCCGUGGCCAAGUGUCACGAGGCUGGCAUCAACGUCCACAUGCUGACUGGAGACCACCCCGGAACCGCCAAGGCCAUUGCCCAGGAGGUCGGCAUCAUCCCCGUCAACCUGUACCACUACCCCCAGGAGGUUGUCGACGUCAUGGUCAUGACUGCCAUGCAGUUUGACGCUCUGUCCGACGAAGAGAUUGACGCGCUCCCUGUUCUGCCCCUAGUUAUUGCCCGAUGUGCCCCCGCCACCAAGGUCCGAAUGAUUGACGCUCUGCACCGACGAAACCGAUUCACCGCCAUGACCGGAGACGGUGUCAACGACUCGCCGUCUCUCAAGAAGGCCGACGUCGGUAUUGCCAUGGGUAUUGCCGGCUCCGAUGUGGCCAAGGACGCCUCCGACAUUGUGCUUUCUGACGAUAACUUUGCUUCGAUUCUCAACGCUGUGGAAGAGGGCCGACGAAUGGCCGACAACAUCCAGAAGUUUGUCCUCCAUCUGCUGGCCGGUAACGUUGGCCAGGCAUUCUUCCUGCUGCUCGGUCUCGUUUUCCAGGACGACACCGGCUUCUCCGUUUUCCCCCUGUCUCCCGUCGAGGUUCUGUGGAUCAUUAUGAUCACCUCCGCCUUCCCCGCCAUGGGUCUCGGAGUGGAGGCUGCCCAGCCCGAUAUCAUGACCAAGCCCCCCCGUGACCCCAAGGAGGGUCUCUUCAACUGGGAGCUCAUCACCGACAUGGUCAUCUAUGGUCUCUGGCUCGCUGCCAUCUGUAUCUCCUCGUUUGUCAUUGUCGUGUACGCCGACGGAAAGGGCCAGCUCGGAGUGGACUGUAACAAGGAGUUUUCCGAGUCUUGCCACUUUGUCUACCGAGCCCGAGCCCUGGCUUUUGUCGAAAUGACCUGGAUGUUGCUCGUGCUCGCCUGGGAGGUGAUUGACAUGCGACGAUCCGUCUUUGCCAUGCACCCUGACUCUGAGACUCCCUACACCCAGGUCUUCAAGGACCUGUGGUCUAACCAGUUCCUCUUCUGGUCCGUCAUUCUCGGCUUCUUCACCGUCUUCCCCGUUGUGUACAUUCCCGUCAUCAACGACAAGGUCUUCCUGCACAAGGGCAUUUCCUGGGAGUGGGGCGUUGCCGUCCUCGGUCUCAUUCUCUUCGUCAUUGGCGUCGAGAUGUACAAGUGGGCCAAGCGAGUUUUCUUCCGACACUAUGAGAAGAAGCAGAAGAAGAAGGCCGUCAUUUCCGACUUUGACGACUCCGACCCCUUCGCCAAGUUUGCCCAGACCGUGUCUCGAUCCAACACCAUGGAGAAGAACCCCAUUGCCAUUGUCUGA